Messenger RNA from Pocillopora damicornis (cauliflower coral), 3353 nucleotides. RefSeq names its product unconventional myosin-Id. The record is from RefSeq and is a predicted model, not a curated record. NCBI's taxonomy places the organism in Eukaryota, Metazoa, Cnidaria, Anthozoa, Scleractinia, Pocilloporidae. Gene Ontology annotation, molecular function: microfilament motor activity; actin filament binding; ATP binding. Gene Ontology annotation, cellular component: plasma membrane; actin cytoskeleton; myosin complex. Gene Ontology annotation, biological process: actin filament-based movement; actin filament organization; endocytosis.
GUAUGGCGGAGCAAGAGAGUUUGGAGUAUGGCAAAGGAGAUUUUGUCCUUUUGGAUGAAAUCACAGAAAAAGCCUUCAUGGCCAACCUCAAGCUACGUUUUCAAAAGGAGCGAAUUUACACGUACAUAGGAGAAGUGCUUAUUUCAGUAAACCCGUACAAGACUUUGAAUAUCUUUGGAAACGAUAAAAUUCAAGAAUACAAGAUGCGAGAACUGUACGAGAGACCACCGCAUCUUUUUGCCUUGGCAGAUGCAGCUUACCGAACGAUGAAACGGCGGUCAGAAGACGCUUGUAUCGUUAUUUCUGGCGAAAGUGGUGCAGGGAAGACUGAGGCUUCUAAAAUUAUCAUGAAGUAUAUUGCUGCUGUUACAAAUGUUUCAAAACAGUCUGAAGUUGAAAAGGUUAAGGACAUUCUUUUGAAGUCCAAUGCAAUUUUAGAGAGUUUUGGCAAUGCUAAAACAGUAAGAAAUGACAAUUCCAGUAGGUUUGGAAAAUACAUGGACAUUGACUUUGACUUCAAGGGAGAUCCUGUGGGAGGACACAUUUUUAAUUACCUCCUAGAAAAGUCCAGAGUUGUUAAACAACAGGAGGGGGAGAGAAAUUUCCAUUCAUUCUACCAGUUACUCAAUGGAGCACCACCUGAGACCCUAAAAGAAUUGUAUCUACAAGAGAAAGCUGAAAGUUAUCACUUUGCCAAUCAAGGAGGAUGCACACAGGUCAAGGUGAUAAAUGACACAAUGGAUUACAAAGUUAAUAUUGAAGCUAUGAACUCUGUGGGCUUCUCUACUGAAGAAAAGACAACCAUAUGGAAAAUUGUUGCAGCAAUUCUCCAUUUGGGUAAUGUAGAGUUUGUUGAUGAUGAUGAAGAACAGGCAUCCAUAAAGAAUAGUGAAAAACUCAACAUCAUUGCAUUUCUCUUGGGAACUGAGCCAAGGCAAGUGGAAAAGGCUUUGUGUUACCGAGUGGUUGCAGCCAAUUCUGAAGUGGUGGACAAAGGACACCAUGCUAAGGAGGCAUCUCACGGACGUGAUGCUCUUGCUAAGGCCAUAUAUGAUCGUCUUUUCACAUGGAUUGUAGGACGGAUUAAUGAUGUGACUGAACUGCGCGAUGAAGUGACUCAUGGAAAGUGUUCAGUGAUUGGAGUGCUUGAUAUCUAUGGCUUUGAGAUCUUUGACAACAACAGCUUUGAGCAGCUAUGCAUCAAUUACUGUAAUGAGAAACUUCAACAGCUGUUUAUUGAACUGGUGCUGAAACAAGAACAAGAGGAAUACCAACGAGAAGGAAUUCAGUGGGAGGAGAUUGAAUACUUCAACAACAAGAUCAUCUGUGACCUGAUUGAGCAAAACCACAAAGGUGUUUUUUCAAUCAUGGAUGAGGGAUGCAGGAGCAUCGGUAAAGUGUCUGAUAUGAUGUUGCUACAAACCAUGGACCAAAAGUUGGGAAAACACAACCACUAUAAGAGCAGGCUGACUGACCCCUCAAACAAAGCAAUGGAAUUUCACAAGCAUUUCUGCAUCAAACAUUAUGCAGGAGAUGUGAUAUAUUCAGUUGUGGAUUUCUUGGACAAAAACAAGGAUAAUUUGUAUCAAGAUUUCAAAAGACUCCUAUUCAACAGUUCGCACAAAAUUCUCCAAGAUAUGUGGCCAGAAGGAAAAGAAGACAUUACAAAGGAGACGACAAGUUACUUUCAUCCCGAACACGGACCGCCUUUUGAUCCAAUCAGCGGUGAUGUUACCCAGCGUCCUCUUACGGCUUGUGCCCUGUUCAAAGGUUCAAUGAUAGCUCUUGUGGAGAAACUAGCUGUUAAGAAACCAUUUUAUGUCCGAUGCAUCAAACCAAAUGAUGCGAAGUCGCCAUCACUUUUUGACGAUAGACGAGUCGGUCAUCAGGUGGACUACCUUGGCUUGAUGCAGAAUCUGCGUGUGAGGCGAGCUGGAUUUGCCUUCAGGAUGCAUUACAAACGAUUUCUUCAAAGGUAUAAAAUGCUUGUGGACAAAACUUGGCCUACCUACAGUGGGAUUGACAAAGAUGGUGUUGGUGAAAUCAUCGACCGGUCAGGUUUUUCCUCUGAUGUCAAAUACGGUCGAACUAAGCUGUUUAUUAAGACACCUAAGACUGUGUUCGAGCUGGAGAAGAGGCGAGCGGAGACUGUGCCAAACUUAGUGCGAAUUCUUCAGAAGCACUGGCGAGGUGCACUGGUCCGAAGGCGCAUGAAGAAGGUUCGUGCGGUAUACCUGAUCAUGGAUAACUUUAAGAGAUAUCAGUGCAGAAAGUUCGUAUUACAGAUUCAAGACGCCUACAGUGACUGUAAGCAGCGCGGUGACUAUGGAAAGUCUAUUACCCCACCCACCCCCCUUAGGGCAUGCCAAGAAAUCGCCUCUUUCUUCGCGAAAAUCUUCGGAAGGUGGUGGGCCUCUAAGGUGUUGUCACGCAUUCCAGAUCAAGACCGUGACGAGGUUAUGUUGAAAGCUGCAGCGUUUGAUUGCUUGGGAGGAAAGCGAAAGAACUGGGCACUGCAGACACGAUGGCGUGGAAACUACCUUGCAGAGCCCGAAGAAAACUCCCAGUCUGAGGUGUUUAAAAGAAAUGUUGUCAAUAAAUUCACGACGAAUGGAGAAGAGGUGUUGUUCUCUUCUUAUGCCAAGAAGGUGAACAUGAAAUUGAAGGUGGCUGACCGCAUUGUGGUGGUGACAACUUCAGCCAUUCUUAAGUUGGACAACAAGUACAAAGUCAUGAAGACAAUACCACUUGACAUGGUGACAGGAGUGAGUCUUACUCCAGGUGACGAUCAGCUGUUAGUAGUUCACCUCGAACACAAUGACCUGGUCGUCUGUUUGUUCAACGAGUCUAAAGCCAACAGAGUGGCAGAACUUAUGGCGAACCUCUACCUGCAAAUAUAUGAGAAGUCUCGUAAGAUGCUGAAUGUUCGCGUAGACUCACGGGUAAAAUGUGAACUGGGUAAGAAAGCGUACAACUUGACGGUGAAAAACGGACCCGGAAACUCUGCCAUGACGUUCAAGAAGGUUGGUAACAACGAUCUGACACUACUCUGGCCGGAAUCUGGGUAACGCCGAGCAGAUAAAUUUCUACAAAACUUUAUCUUUAGGUCUCUUUGUUGACUGGAAACUUGAACGAGUGAAAAGUCCAUGUACGGUCAUCACUUUUGUAAUUAAAAAUAAUCGCUCCUUUAAAGAGUGACUUUUAAGAAAAAUAUUCACGAAAGGAACAUGUUGAAUUUAACUUUUAGAUCUGCGAUAACUUAAUAUAUGCUGCAAUGUUUGUCAAUAAGCUGGACUUAUUAAAGGGCUGACCCGGCCCUUACAGAAAUUUUAUUAAAACUGUAAUUUCUGCAG